Molecule: messenger RNA, 567 nt
Organism: Closterium sp. Naga37s-1
Lineage: Eukaryota; Viridiplantae; Streptophyta; Zygnematophyceae; Desmidiales; Closteriaceae
Source: the annotation of a GenBank genome assembly
AUGCUAGCUGGUGGGACCGGUCAAAUGACGCAGCAGAGGAGUGGCACUUUCCUCUCAUUUGACGCCUGCACUUGCGUCUGGUCGUCCCUCCCCCACACCACCAGUUCUGUCUCUGGAGCCGCUAGUGGGAGCGCCAGCAGCGAGCAACGCAGCGUGCUGUCACUGGAGCCGCUACUGGGAGCGCUAGCAGCGGGCAACGUGGUGGUGCUGAAGCCCUCAGAGCUCUCCCCCGCCUGCUCGCACCUCCUCUCGCGCCUCCUCCCCCUCUACCUCGACUCUCAGGCCGUUCAGGCAGGUGCUAUCCGAGCCAGCCAGCAGGUGGUGGAAGGCGGCCCAGAGACAGGCAAGGCGCUGCUGGGGCGGCGGUGGGAUAAAAUCUUCUUUACAGGCGGCACGGCACUGGGGCGCAUUGUGAUGGAGGCGGCCAGUAAGCAUUUGACACCUGUCACUCUGGAGCUGGGCGGCAAAAAUCCACUGUUCAUCGACGAGUCGGCUGACCUGGAGGUGUGUGCUGCUGACCUGGAGGUGCGGUGGAGAGGACUGGGUGGGGCAGCUGAUUCCGGGUGA